Molecule: messenger RNA, 1834 nt
Organism: Vigna angularis (adzuki bean)
Lineage: Eukaryota; Viridiplantae; Streptophyta; Magnoliopsida; Fabales; Fabaceae
Exons: 1
Coding region: 89-1687 (532 amino acids)
Source: RefSeq, a predicted model, not a curated record
UAUUUGACAUAAAUUAAGUGACACUUAGGAAGAACAACCAUGACCUUCAACGGUUAUUUAGACGUUUCCAGAAACCCGCGCGCGCCAAAUGAAACUUGCGAAUUUCCCUUUUUACCCUUCAAACCAGGCUCAAAUUUCAAACCCUACCCCUUUCUCUCAUAGUACUCUUUUCUUCUUCUUCCCUGAGGUUACACCGAACCAGUCCAUGGAGCCACCCGCAGCGAAACACGGCUCCUUGCGGAACAUUCUGGUUCGUCUAUUCUCCUUCGCCGUUCUCAUCCUCGCCACGCGAUUCGCCAUCAUCGUCACCGUCCGCGGCGGGUCCUGCGAAUCUGCCGAUUUCUGCUUCUUCUCCGAAAACCUCACUCUGUCCUCCCCCUCCCCCUCCUCUGACGCCGGAGAUCCGUUUACCGGCAAGAACUGGCGCCGUUCCGUCGAGUACUACGCCGCCAUUUUCCAGGACCUCAUUGCAGACGGCUUCCUCUCCCCGAACUCCCGCGCCCUCUGCAUCGACACGCCCGCGGGCGAGGACGUCCUCGCUCUAAAAGAGGUCGGCAUCGUCGACUCCGUCGGAAUCUUUAAGAAACCGUCGCCGCCGCUGAUCCUCCACGGUGACGGCCGCUGGCAUCCGUUCUCAGGUGACUCAUUCGACUUCGAGUUCUCCGGCAACGGCGGCUUGGAACGUUCCCCGCGCCCGGCGGAGUUCGCCGCGGAGAUCUGCCGCACGCUCCGUCCCGGCGGUUUCGCGGCAGUGCACGCGGCAGUGAGAGACGCUUACAGCUUCGAUUCUUUGCUUGAAUUGUUUAAAUGCUGUGAAUUGAUCAGAACUCGAGAGAUCAACGGUGUUGAAUCCUCUCUGGUUCUUGAAAUCUUGUUGAAGAAGAAAAAGGAAAACCUUAAUUUGCAAAUGGAAAGUGUAGAUAGUGGCAAUUUCGGGAAUAAGUGCUCUGUUCCUGGGUAUAAACGUGGAAUGGUUAAAAAUGCAGAGGCAUUGAUUGAGGAAGAGCCAUUGAAACCUUGGACUUUAUUAAAGAAAAAUGUGAAGAACGUAAAGUACUUAACUUCUUUUGUUGACAUAACCUUUAAGAAUAGGUAUGUUUAUGUUGAUGUAGGAGCUAGGAAUUAUGGUUCUAGCAUAGGAAGUUGGUUUAGGAAGCAGUAUCCAAAGCAGAAUAGAACCUUUGAGAUUUAUGCAAUUGAGGCUGAUAAAUCAUUUCAUGAAGAGUAUAGGGAAAAGAGAGGAGUAACAUUGUUGCCCUAUGCAGCUUGGGUAAGGAAUGAGACAUUGUUCUUUGAGAUCACCAGAGACCCUAGCAAGCAAGUGACGGUGAAAGGGAGAGCCAUGGGGAGGAUCAACCCUGUGCAGACCUCUUCUAGCCAUAUGGGUGAUAUGGAUAAAAUUCAGGGUUUUGAUUUUGCAGAGUGGCUAAAUAGUGCUGUUACAAAAAGAGAUUUUGUGGUGGUGAAGAUGGAUGUGGAAGGGACUGAGUUUCAUCUCAUCCCAAGGUUGAUUCAGACCGGGGCUAUCUGCUUGAUUGAUGAGCUCUUCCUUGAGUGCCAUUACAAUAGGUGGCAGAGAUGCUGCCCUGGUCAAAGAAGUAGAAAAUAUCACAAGACCUAUUCUCAAUGCCUGAAUCUGUUUACUUCACUUAGAAGUUAUGGAGUUCUAGUACAUCAAUGGUGGUGAUAACUGAUAUAAUAUAAUCCACAAGAAACAUACUCUUUUUUGUGCUUUUUUAACAUUUUGUGUAUAGAGAUAUAGAUAUUCUUUUUAUUGUUUUCCACAGUGUAGAUAUGAAGUUACACAAUUAAAUUGGUUCUCUCUCCAUUUUCA